GAGAGACCAAAGCUCAAUUCAAUCCGACACACACUCAUUAGGUCCUCCCUCUGUGAAACUUGGGGUCUUUGACCCGUGCUUCAGCCUGCAACCUCCAGGGCGGGGACUCCGAGUCGGUCCCUCACAUCUGGCUUGGGACCCCGCGCCAGCUGCAAACGGGGAGGGAACAGGCUCAGGGCGAGGCAGCGGGGUGCGGUUGGAGAUGGACGGGGAAGACCUGGAUUCACUUGACUACCAUGCGGAUGGUAGCCGGACAAACCUCUUGGAGGAGCUCUCUCUGGGUCUCAUUUUCUUUAUGUUUAACAAGAGGGGGAGGGAGGCCCCUUCAUCUCUAGAUUUGUAAUGGUAAUAAAGGCAGAGGUGCGAGGGGAGGGGAAGGUGGGGACUCAGGAGGGCGGUGGGGUUGCCCGCGGUGGAAGUUGGAGAGUGAGGUUUCCCUGUGUUCUGAAGUGGGCCACGUUUGCUCGGCGAAGGCCGGACGGCUGUGUGUGCUGGGGAGGAUGAUGGUCGGGACCGUGGUUGAGGCGGGGCAGAGGCUCUGGCGGGAGGCAGCGCGUUGUAGGGGAAGGCCUUUGGUCUGGGGACUGGGAAGACCUAAGUCUGGGACACUUCCCAGCCAUGUGCCGUUCCUCCCCUCCCCUCCGUCACGUUCGCGUCUGGGGGAGGGGCACCACAAUGCUCCCUGCUCCGCGGGUGUGAGGGUGGUGUUUGUUAAUUGUAAGGGACCUCGGGUAACAGGAGUUACAGUGGCUUUGGCUGGGAACACCCUGAAGUUGACUUUGGGAAGCUUUGGGGUGCCUAGCUCUUGAAAAGCGCGCAGGCGACAGUAAGGCUCUCUGAGGCGUCUUCUGGGAUGUUAGGGGAAAAUGGUGGACUUGGUUGGGGGAAGGAUUCUUUAAUAUAGGAAUUCGAGUAGUUGCCGGACACUUAUACUGUGAGCACCGAGACUAGGCACCCGCGCCGAUCCUAGUAGAAGGAGACGCACUUCCGUUUCUAGGCUGUGGAAGGCUAGGGGCGGGCUAAGAGGACGAUAUCCGGCUGGGAAGCGGCUUCGGAGCAGCGGUCGCGCUUCCGGCGAAGCGCUUCCGGCGGCGGUGGCGGCGGCGGCGGUGGUUCCGGGUGCCUUUGUCCCCCGGUGUCGCGACCCCGGGCCCACAGGUUUUUUCCAAGACCCAGUAAAAGACACCAGCAUUCUCAAUGUCUCAGUUCAAGCGCCAGCGGGUCAACCCCCUACCAGGAGGACGAAACUUCUCAGGCUCCACAUCCACAUCUCUCCUGGGUCCACCACCUGGUUUGCUCACCCCUCCUGUAGCCACAGAAUUGUCUCAGAAUGCCAGGCACCUUCAGGGUGGAGAGAAACAACGUGUCUUUACUGGCAUUGUGACCAGCUUGCAUGACUACUUUGGGGUAGUUGAUGAGGAAGUCUUCUUUCAAUUGAGUGUGGUGAAGGGCAGGCUGCCCCAAUUGGGUGAGAAGGUGCUGGUAAAGGCUGCAUACAAUCCUGGCCAGGCAGUGCCCUGGAAUGCUGUCAAGGUUCAGACACUCUCCAAUCAGCCUCUGCUGAAGUCCCCAGCACCUCCCCUUCUACAUGUGGCAGCACUGGGUCAGAAACAAGGCAUUCUGGGGGCCCAGCCCCAGUUGAUCUUUCAGCCACAUCGGAUUCCCCCACUCUUCCCUCAGAAGCCGCUGAGUCUCUUCCAAACAUCCCCAACCUUGCAUCUGAGCCAUCUGAGCAGGUUUCCUGCUCGGGGUCCUCAUAGCCGACUGGAUCAGGGUCGAAGUGAUGACUAUGACUCCAAAAAACGCAAACAGAGGGCAGGUGGGGAGCCUUGGGGUGUUAAGAAGCCAAGACAUGACUUACCCCCUUAUCGGGUCCAUCUUACUCCCUAUACUGUGGACAGCCCCUCCUGUGACUUCUUGGAACUCCAGCGCCGUUACCGUAGUCUCCUAGUACCCCCAGACUUCUUAGCUGUGCAUCUGAGCUGGCUGUCUGCCUUCCCUCUGAGCCAGCCCUUUUCCCUACAUCAUCCAAGUCGAAUUCAGGUAUCAUCAGAGAAGGAACAAGGGCCAAGUGCUAACUCUGAGUCCACUCCAUCAGAUUCUGACAUGACUUAUAGUGCUAAGGUACUUUUGCUGUCCUCUCCGGGACUAGAAGAAUUAUAUCGUUGCUGCAUGCUGUUUGUGGAAGAUAUGGCUGAGCCAAGGGAGAAUCCAGAACAUCCUUUGAAGCAAAUUAAGUUCUUGCUGAGGAGGAAGGAAGAUGAGACUGUGAUGGUUGGGGGUGAGUGGUCACCCUCUCUAGAUGGUCCUGACCCAAAGGCUGAUCCCCAGGUAUUGGUCCGAACUGCUAUCCGCUGUGCCCGAGCUCAGACAGGCAUUGAUUUGAGCAAUUGCACAAAGUGGUGGCGCAUUGCUGAGUUCCAGUACGUACAGCUGGGACCUCCUCGGCGGCAGCGAACUGUAGUGGUGUAUCUCCCAGACAUCUGGACUCUCAUGCCCUCCCUGGAGGAGUGGGAGACUCUGUGCCAGCAGAAAGCGACUGAGGCGGCUGCCCCGCCCCAGGAGGCUCCAAUGGAAGCUGAGGCUUCUGUAGAGGAAACAGAUUCUUCUGAACUUGCAACGACAGAGGCUUCUGAGCAAGACACGGAGAACCCUGAACUCAGCCUGCAGCAGGAAAUGGAUCCUUCUCUCCCAGAGGCCCCUCCCCCUCCUCUGGAGCCUGUCAUAGUAGCCCAGCCUGGCUGUACUAACCUUUCCCUCCACGCCAUUGUGGAGGAUCGUCGGCCAAGAGACAAGAUUUCAUUUGAGGUAAUGGUGUUGGCAGCACUGUUUCAGGAGAUGCUUCAGCGAGACUUUGGGUACAAAAUCUAUAAGAUGUUGCUAAGCUUGCCUGAAAAAGAGGUGCCCCCCCCAGAGACAGAAAAGGAGGAAGCAGCCAAGGACGAGGCAGCCAAGGAGGAAGUGGCCAAAGAGGCCAAGGACGAAGCCCAGAACGAGGGAACUUCCACGGAGCCAGAGACCCUGUUGAGUCCCUCUCAAAAGGAGGAUGGGCUUCUGCCUAAGCCUCCAGCCUCUGCUGAGGAGGAGGAGGAGAAGGGCCGGGGUGAAGCAUCUGAGGACCUUUGUGAGUUGAGCUUGGAUGCAGAACUGUUGCUGCUGAGGGAAGAUGUGGAAGAAGAUUUUGCAGGGGCAAAGCUAGAAGAUGCUGAGGUACGGUCUGUUGCCUCAAACCAAUCAGAGAUGGAAUUCUCCUCACUCCAAGACAUGCCCAAGGAGCUAGAUCCCUCAGCUGUGUUGUCCCUGGACUGUCUUCUUGCUUUUGUGUUCUUUGAUGCCAACUGGUGUGGCUACCUUCACCGACGGGACCUGGAGAGGAUCCUCCUCACUCUGGGACUUCGGCUCACUGCAGAGCAGGCCAAAAAGCUGGUUAGCCGGGUGGUAAGCCAGAACAUCUGUCAGUACCGGAGCCUCCAGUACAGUCGUCAAGAAGGCCUGGAUGGAGGACUCCCUGAGGAGGCGCUGUUUGGAAAUUUGGAUCUGUUGCCACCUUCCUCUGGGGAAAGCACAAAGCCAAGCACCCCUCAGGUGGAACACAAGGGUCUCGUGUCUCAUAAUGGCAGCCUGAUUCAUGUGGGAAACCUACUGCAGCGGGCAGAGCAGCAGGACAGUGGGCGGCUUUACCUGGAGAACAAGAUCCACACACUGGAACUGAAGCUGGAGGAGACCCAUAGCCGCUUCUCCACCACGGAGGCCGCCAAUAAGACAUUGACAGCAGAUAUGCAGGAACUUCGGACACGGCUAGCAGAGGCUGAAGAAAUGGCCCGCACUGCUGAGAGGCAGAAGAAUCAGCUACAGCGUCUGCUUCAGGAAUUUCGAAGACGUUUGACUCCCUUACAGCAAGAGAUGCAGCGGAUGGCAGAGAAGGCUGACAGCUGGGGAGAGAAGGAGGAACCAGCACCUAGCAACUGAGGCCGAAGGGCACUGCACAGCAACUGCCACCCUGUGAGCUCAGCGAUGGAGUGACUGAUGAAGUUAGAUCCUCUCAGCACCAGAAAGCAGCUGGAGCAGGGCCUGGAAACACAGGCAGGGGAGGCUGACAGUGCUCAGCAUCUCCAAGGCAAAUGGAGGGGGAGGGGCCUGGGCCAUGAGGAGAAGAACAGGGACUGGUUCUCGGCCUAUCAGAGCAGGGAGGGACCCAAUUUACACCCACCACUAAUACAGUAUCUUUCCUUCUCACUCCUGAAAUAUUGCUUCUCCCUCUAUUGUGGUUCCUCCUGGAGCCCUUUUAAACUUGUGCUUCCUCAUAUCCUCCCAGUGUAGAAUGAGACAAAGGAAGGGAGGGGAAGACAUCUUGAGAACCUGUGACCAGGCCUAACACCAACAGACUUUCUGGAGAAAGAGUCAGGGAGUCCAGUUGUGGGCAAUGGAUCCUUGAUCUGGUCAAGCUGUUGAGCUGUAGGGGGCAGAUCCUCAGAAGAAAGGGGCUCAUGGCUCCUGCAAUAAGGAAUAGAGCCAGCAGCAGGGGCCACUUUGUAUCUAGGACUACUUGUCUGUAGUCCUGCACUCUGCCAACUCCAGAUGAGAUCUCUUGUGAGGUGAAAGCCGUUCCUUUCUCUUCUGCUCUUUGUUCAGAAUGUGGUAAUGGCUUGGGCCUGGUAGGUCAAGCCUUUCUCUGUUACCUUUGUAAUUCUCACCUCUUUCCAUAACCCACAGUUCCAGUUUGACUUUGUAUAUAAACAGUUGUCCUUUUUUGGCUUUUUGUUUUUUAAAUAAACCAAAGUCAAAAACA
Antechinus flavipes (yellow-footed antechinus) is the source of this 4789-nucleotide messenger RNA. It is a transcript of the gene CCAR2, whose product is annotated as cell cycle and apoptosis regulator 2. Bases 1198 to 3969 code for a protein of 923 amino acids. Gene Ontology annotation, molecular function: RNA polymerase II complex binding. The record is from RefSeq and is a predicted model, not a curated record. Lineage: Eukaryota; Metazoa; Chordata; Mammalia; Dasyuromorphia; Dasyuridae. Gene Ontology annotation, biological process: regulation of DNA-templated transcription; RNA splicing. Gene Ontology annotation, cellular component: DBIRD complex; nucleus. The transcript has 21 exons.